This is a messenger RNA of Diachasmimorpha longicaudata, 1720 nucleotides long. RefSeq names its product lactosylceramide 4-alpha-galactosyltransferase-like. The transcript has 5 exons. Gene Ontology annotation, molecular function: alpha-1,4-N-acetylgalactosaminyltransferase activity. The coding region runs from base 650 to 1720 and encodes 356 amino acids. Gene Ontology annotation, biological process: glycosphingolipid biosynthetic process. NCBI's taxonomy places the organism in Eukaryota, Metazoa, Arthropoda, Insecta, Hymenoptera, Braconidae. The record is from RefSeq and is a predicted model, not a curated record.
UGGCGAUUGUCUCGUCUGUAUCUCAUCCUUGUGUCAAUAUCUACUUAUCGCAAGCUCAUCUCUUAGCACUUCAUAAUCAACAGAGUGUAGGCAGUUCUCCCUAUAACUUUAAGUCUCACAAGUUUACAAAUUAUUGUACAAGUCGAGUUGUCGAAAAUCGUAUGAACAUGGAAAGUGACUGAAUGAUGACAUCAUCAUCGGUGAUAAAGUCGCUGACGUAUUUUAUUUAUCUAUUAAUUACAUCCAUUUUCUAUAAAGCAUUGAAGUCGUCCAUUCUCCUCCUUUUUAUUUAUUAAACAGAACGACGAGCAGUCCUGAAAAUCAGACGAUCAAUUGGCAUUCAGUAUAAUUUUAUACAGCACCGGGAUUCCGAAUACCGAUUAUUAAACUGUGUAAACUGAUAGAAAUUUUUCAAAAGGCGUAUUGUUCACAGGUGGGCCUCACUCCAAUAUUAAAUAUUGUACCUAGCGAUGGGUAAAUCUUCGUCGAUGUACACUCAAUAUUACAUAAUCUUUCACGGAACCAUAUGACGAAGUGACUAAAAAACACAGUAUUAGUAACUCAUCCGUUCAAGUAAGAUCUACAAAACCCACCUAUAAACAGGAGUAACGAGAGUGGUUCAAUUAUCAGCGUCAGUGGCUGUGUGAAAAUGACGCCGUGGACGGGCAGGAUUUUUCUCCUGGGAGUCUGCUUCGGUAUACUACUCUAUAUCACGUUUUUCGUUAUCAACAAUGAUUCAACGCAGAUGGAAAACAAUUAUAUUGUUGAAAUACAGAAACCCGAGGCCUUCCCCUCAAGGAGGAAUGGGCCCGACGUCCUGAGAACACUUCUGACAGCAGGUGAUCCUGAUACACCAAGGGAAGGCAAAGCUAUAUUUUUCCACGAGACCUCCCCUUUCCACGAAGAGGGCAUAUCCUUAACGCCGAGACAGGCUUGUGCAGUGGAGUCAGCAGCUAAGAUGAAUCCCUCAAUGAAAAUUUUCUUGUUGGUGCUUAAUCACUCAAAAAUUUCGAAGAAAACACGACAGUUUGUAGACCUAUUGUCAACCUACGAGAAUAUCAAGAUCAGACGGAUUUUCAUGGAGGAUUAUGUGGCUAAUACAAUGUUGGAGAAAUGGUGGAGUUCGGAAAUUGUUAAUAAAAGUAAUUGGCCGGUCCAUCACAUGUCUGAUAUCCUUCGGUACCUGACCCUCUACAAAUUCGGGGGUACUUAUCUCGACCUUGACGUCAUCGUCAUGAAAUCAUUAGAGAAACUCACGAAUUUCGUAGGGGCAGAGGAUGGUGGGAAUCUGGCUGCUGGUGCCAUUGGCUUCGGAUUGGAUGAUUUAGGCCGAACUAUCGCUGACGCUUGUUUAACAGAAUUGAAGACCACUUUUCGGGGCGACGUGUGGGGGCAGAAUGGCCCAGGUGUUGUUACCAGAACCCUGAAAAAAUUGUGUCACGCUGAAGACAUAAGUAAUAUGACGAAGGAAAACUGUCGUGGAUUCACCGUCUAUCCACCUUCAGCAUUUUAUCCACUGCACUAUAGCGAAUGGUCGCUGUACUUUAAAGAGCAGUCAAUAAACUCCACAAUGGCUAGAAUAAAGGACUCAUUUGCAAUUCAUGCCUGGAAUAAACUCAGCAAUAAAGAACUCAUUCCAGCUGGUCGUCAAGUGCCCUAUGCUAUUGUAGCUAGAGAAUUCUGUCCCAAGAUUUAUCAAAAUUCCGGAGAAUUUUUCUAA